Molecule: messenger RNA, 5754 nt
Organism: Anopheles maculipalpis
Lineage: Eukaryota; Metazoa; Arthropoda; Insecta; Diptera; Culicidae
Exons: 13
Coding region: 1-5754 (1917 amino acids)
Biological process (GO): dephosphorylation; regulation of autophagy
Molecular function (GO): phosphatidylinositol-3,5-bisphosphate 3-phosphatase activity; metal ion binding; protein phosphatase binding
Source: RefSeq, a predicted model, not a curated record
AUGGGUCUAAAGUUCCUGCUCUUCAAUAAUCAACAGAGUCCAAAUCUACAUGGAGGCGUUAGAAAAAUCAUGGAGGGUUCGGGUGACGGUUCCCCGCAAUCGUCGAUGUGCAUGGUGAAGGCGGCCGAGCUUUUUCCGAAACCGGUCCUCGAGAAGGAGGAAGAUAAGCUCACCGUGCGGUUUACUGAGCUUGCCGGCGAAUCUGUACGUUUCCUUGGUCAGACUGAUGAUGGCAUAUUGGCACUUUCCAACUAUCGGCUAUUUCUACAGAAAAAUAGCACCGGAGCCGAAGUAUCGGUACCACUAGGACUGAUCGAAUCAACGCAAGUGCGUGACCUGUUCCAUCUGAUUGUGAACUGCAAAGACGCUAGUACCGUGCGAUGUUCCUUCGCAACGUCGGAGCAGUGCAGUGAAUGGCACCGUCGGAUCACCCUAUCGAUCGGUGUGCCGGAAACGCUCGAGGCACUCUUUGCCUUUCCGUUCCAUGCGUGGGCCUCGGAAUCGCCCACGCUCAAUCAAGACAACGAAUGGGCCGGCCGUUUGCAGCGCGUCGGUUCGUUCGAUGACGAGUUUCGCCGUGAAGCGGAGCGGUUACAGUUCGAUCUGCAGGGUGCCUGGCGCAUCAGUCAGGCGAAUGCGGAAUUUAAACUUUGCGCAUCGUACCCACGGUUGCUGCUCGUGCCAGCAUGCAUCUCGGACGAUACGCUACAGAAUGUGGCCAGCUUUCGUAGUUCGCGGCGCAUACCGGCAGUUGUGUGGCGUCAUCAGCGAACUGGUGCGGUGAUUGCACGCUGCAGUCAGCCCGAAGUUGGUUGGCUUGGGUGGCGCAACUCGAAGGAUGAACAGCUGCUGAAAGCACUUUCCGAUGCUUGUUCGUUCGAUCGUGGCACGCAGGAUCGGUCCAGCGAUGGUACGAGACGAACCCGAACGCAAACGGACAGUUCGGAAGCGUCGAGCGAAGGUAGUCCACCGCGCAGCCCGGAGGGAAGCCACGAGGAGGUGGAAAUGGACGAGCCGAAGAAGAUACUGAUUGUCGAUGCACGCUCGUACACGUCCGCGGUGACGAACCGGGCGCGCGGCGGUGGUUGCGAAUGUGCGGAGUACUAUCCGAGUGCGGAGAUCCAGUUUAUGAGCUUGGGGAACAUCCACGUGAUAAGGAAAAGUUUCCACGCGCUAAGGCAACUAUGUGCCUCCCAGGCGGACAUUCCAAAUUGGUUGGGAUUGUUGGAGCGAACGCUAUGGUUGCAGCAUCUGUCCGGUUUGCUGGCAGCCUCGAUGGUCGUAUGCCAUGCAAUCGAACGGAAUGGACGGCCAGUGCUGGUACACUGUUCCGAUGGUUGGGAUCGUACGCCACAAAUCGUAGCCACGGCACAGCUAUGUCUCGAUCCGUACUAUCGCACGAUUGAAGGCUUUCGCGUGCUGGUCGAGCGAGAGUGGUUAAGCUUUGGCCAUAAGUUUGCCGACCGUUGCGGGCAUGGACCUGGGUCGGACGAAACGAACGAACGGUGUCCCGUAUUUCUACAGUGGCUUGACUGUGUCCAUCAGAUUCAUCGUCAGUUUCCUUGCAGUUUUGAGUUUGACAUGGGCUACCUGAUCAAAUUAGCACAACAUUCGCAUUCGUGCCUGUUUGGAACGUUCCUGUGUAACACGGUCAAAGAGCGACAGGAAAAUAGCGUCCCCGACCGGACGUUCUCCGUGUGGCCUUUCCUAUCCGGUCCUAUCUACAAAAACCAUCUGUACGUGCCGAACCGAGAGCGUGUUCUGUGGCCAGCACAUAAUGUGCGCGAUCUGCGCCUCUGGACGGAAGUGUACCUGGGCAGUUGGGGUGGCCACAACCAACAGUCGGCAUCCGAAGUCGCCGAUUAUCCAACGGCUAGCAGUGUACCGUCGGGUGGUGGUUCGGAUGUCGUAUCGGCAGUGGUCGGUGUGAGAAGUAUCGGAUCCGGUGUUGACACAACCGGCACCUCCGGCGGCGCAACUUCCGUGAACGUUGUUGUCGAUGGAAUACCCUCGACGACGGGUUCGGUGGCGAGCAGCUGUAGCCCGGAGCAGAACGGUUCGAUGACGAAAACGCGCUCGUAUAGUGAUAUCAAAGAAGCAACCUCAGGCGGUGUCAUGACACGUCGCUCAAGCGAUCCAAGCAUGACAUUAGACUCAAGCAUUAUCAAUCGUACAGGUGGACCUGCGGCGACCCUAAACCUCUCGCAGGAAGAAAGCUCAAUCGAUUCAAACCUCUCGUCCGAUCGUGAAACGUCGCCCGAUCUUCGCUCCCUUGACGAUCAUCUGCUGCAUCGUGGAGUGACAGCCAGUUCCUUCAUUCAGCACGCCACCGAAAAGCUGCAAAGUCUCACACAAGAGCUAAACCAAUCGGACGAAGAGCUAGAGCAAGCGAUCAAGAAUCAGCGCAAUCUAGCCCUGGCAGGCAGUAGUGCUGCAGCGCCGGUCGACCACACACUUUCUUCCUCAGUCUCUUCUAGUCCUUACGCAAACGGAGGCAGUAGUAUCGUUGGUGGGAUCGAUAGCUUAGCAGCGGCGGCCGCUGCCACCUUAAUUCCUACCGCAACCACAAACGUUCGACCUUCCUUUACGAACACCAGUAUCAGCGGGAACAACAUGACGUCGCAGCAGCAACCAACUGUCGAAGAGAGUAUCUAUCGCUAUCGGUUCCAACCGAUCGUUCCAGAAUUGCCAACGUCCAACGAUGCGUCCCGAUGCUCGCCGAAUGUAACGCGCGAAUCAAGCAACAGUCCAUCCCGGCAGGUCGUGAUGUGGCCGAAUGCAGCAAUCGAUGAAAACACGUCCCGUAUCAUCAAGAUCGAAUCGUACCAGGCGGGUACGGGCGGCAACAAGGAUGUGCUGGACGGUGGUGGUGGUGGUCUCGACCGUGGCAUGAACCGGGCCGUCAUUGGGCGGCCCAUCAUGGCAAACGAUGAUAUGAUGAUGGAGAGUGUUGACCUAACCAUCGGUGGAUUGGACGAUGGCAGCUUCGUUGGUGAUAAACCACACUCCGCCUCGCCGAAUCGGUUAGAAUCCCCCAUCGGCUUGAAUGACAGAUCGCUCAGUCCUAACCUCUGGCAUGGAUCGAUAGAAACCAGCACGGAUACGCUGGUACCGGUCGAUCAGUAUCCUCUCGCGACGGCGGGCAGUACGCAAGCAGGUGGACUGUGCAGCUUAACAGACGAUGGUGAAAAAAUGCGACACGGACAUGAGCGGCGGAAGACAUCACUGCUGGAACAGGAACAGCAUUACAACAGUAGCAGCAACGGUGUCGGUAGUAUUAGUUUAGCAGUAGGAACCAACAGUGAUAGCAGUCAGCAGAGACUUGUUAAUGGUAAAGAAUCGGAAGCGACCGCUGCGGCGCCAAACGAAACGCGCGACGGGGCCGAGGUCACGAGCGAUAGCUGUACUACUACCACAAAUGCUUCGACUGGUGAUAGUAAUGGAUGUGAUUUUACUAGUGAUAGUCAUGAUUACGAUAGGAAAUUAUCAAAUCAAUCAACGCUGGCACUAGUGACCGGCGAUUCGCUACCAAAAGAUCGACCUGAUUACCGCCACCAUCAACAGCAUCCGCCAGAAUCUACCUUGGAAAAUGAUCGAGGAGGAGGAGGGAUAGUAGGACGAUCGGCACAGAGCAACAGUUUUAACAGCAGUAGUACCGUUAACUUCAAUAAACUCAAAGCAAACGGUACGCCGAUGGCAUCCUCUGGUCAAACCACCACCACUAACAACAAUAACUUGCUCACCUCGAUGAUGCUGAUGGACGAAAGCAUUAUCAUUCAGCCACAGUUCCAGCAGCUAGAAAUUAAUGGCAAACAACCAUCGACGGCCGGUGAAGGUGGGUUGGUGACUGCUGCAGGAUACGGUACCGUAAUGCCACCCCAGAAGGAGCGCCGAAGAAGAAACUCGUCCAACUCAAAGCAUGACCUCAUGAGUCCUUGUAAACCAACCAAUGGAAGUAUAUCCCCAAGUGCCACACACUCCCGGUUUUCGACACCGGGCGCCCGGUCACUGCCACUGACACCACCGAGCGUACCGUACGCGGCGGACAGGCCACCGGUAGCGACGUUCUCCUGCCCGGACGGGCUAGCACACGCACUGUCGGAGCAAAAUUUGCGCCUCCAGCAGAUUGUCUACGAACAUCGGCUCCGCGAGGAAGCACUACAGCGUGAACUGUACGCCACCCGGUUAGCACUGUUGAAGAAAACCUGCCAGCACUGUUGUAGCAGCAGCGCUCAGCCGCAGUACGGCAAUGAAGAUCCGGUGCCGGUGAGCAUUUCCAUAACGAGCGUUGCCGCUUUAACUGCUACCGCCGCCAUUACCUCACCAACAUCUGCGAUGGCGGCAAUUGACAGGAUCGGUAGGGAGAUCGAUCGGAACAAUCAUCACGGCAGCAGCAGCAACAGCAGCAGCAGAAGCAGCAGCGGAGGUGGUAGUAUGAGCACUGUCACCUCUUUCCGUACCAAGGCUACCAUCACCACCACAACCACAGCUUCCACCGAAGAAGAACUGUCCAUGGAAUCAUGGAUGGGAUCUUCCUCCAUCUACGGUCUACUUUCGGGGCCCGUAAACGAAAACGGUAAAGCGCUAUUGGUGGUUUCUGACAAGGAAGUUCCGGAAGAGGAACAUUACCUGCAUGAGGCACUAUUGCAACAUAACCGCCGUUUUGCACAUAAUGUUCGCAUGUGGCGUACCGUACGUCAAUUUCUCGAACGUACACGACAAAAGCGGAUGGACUGUCCAUCGCGAGACUCGGUAAAACCGCCCUCGACGGAGUCUUUCCCUCUAGAGGAUCCUAUUAGCGAGUAUUACGCCGAUAGUGACACUGACGAUGAAGAGAAGAAAAAUAGUAGUAGCUGCAGUAGUGUGAUUUUAGAUGCUGCUGAUAGUGACAUUGGCAAUGCACUGGGGAGAGGAAAGACUAUACAGCUAAAGCUUUCCGACAGCACUGACAGUAUCCGGUAUUGCGGAGAAGAAAAACGGGAGUUUGACGAUGGUAGUGGUGAUGGUGGUGGUGGCGGUGAGGAUAGUGAUGAGGAUGAGAAUGAGGAUGCUGAAUUAUCCUCCCAACUGAUGGUGGAUUCAAUGAACGAAAAUGCAUCAAACUGUUCGUGGGAAGCGGUCGAUGAUCGGAGCGCCCCGUCAUCCGGUGCCAACUCGUCCCAGCAGAUGCAGUACAGCAGUAGCGGUGUUGGCGGUAGCACCAGCGUGCUCUGGGUGCCGGAUCAUGCCGUAACACGAUGCACCACCUGCCAGACGGAGUUUUGGCUCGGACGGCGCAAACAUCACUGCCGGUCGUGUGGACAGAUCUUCUGUGCGGAUUGUUCCGAGUACACGGCCCAUUUGCCGGAAGAGCGGCUCUAUCAACCGGUUCGACUGUGUGGUCCAUGCUACCAGCGGAUCUCCUCCAUGACGACGGUUCCUGCUAAUAACAGUUCCUCCCUCUCGUCCGGUACCGCGCUAACGUCUUCCUCCUCCACGCACGGUGGUAAUGGAGGUGUUGGCAGCAGUAGCAAUGUGACCACCAACAGCAUAACCGGAUCGUCGACAGUAAACGGUACGAGCGGUACGCUGAGCGACGAUUCCAACGGGUUCCUACACCGUACGAAUGUAACGGCCGCCGCUACGAUGAUGAUGCGCGAUCGGAUUACCAGCAUGAGCCAGAUCCAAUCGUUGCUAGCGACCGAAUGUAGCUCGGAAGCAUCGAGGGCAAGCGAAAGUUGCUGCAAGCAGAAUGUUACCGCGGCGACGAAUUAA